Amyelois transitella is the source of this 1846-nucleotide messenger RNA. RefSeq lists its product as uncharacterized. NCBI's taxonomy places the organism in Eukaryota, Metazoa, Arthropoda, Insecta, Lepidoptera, Pyralidae. Gene Ontology annotation, biological process: arachidonate secretion; phospholipid metabolic process. The coding region runs from base 1 to 1620 and encodes 539 amino acids. The record is from RefSeq and is a predicted model, not a curated record. The transcript is spliced from 5 exons.
AUGUACCACCGAGUGAGACGGAAAAUGUUGUAUCUCACACUCAGUGCCAUAAUAGUCGUAAGUCAUUUUACAGAAACCCUAUCAAAAUCGAUAAAGACCACUGAAAACACUCCCAGUGCCACAGAUGUGAACAUAGACAAUAAUAUUAUAGACUUCGAUGAUGAAUACUCCGUCAAAUUUGAUAGAAAUUAUCAAAACAACAAUUUUAACAAAGAAUCUCAUAGAUAUACAAUUGAUAAAGACGUUAAAAAUGAUGUAAGUGUAGUUAAAGAUGCACAUAAUGAGUCUAAUACCAAAAGAACGGAAUUGGAGACGACGACAAACGAAUUUAGUGUUAUACCAUUAGAGUUGGUUACUACAACGGAAAAUGCACUGCUAAGUAUUGUUGAAAGCACAGCAGAGCCUGAUAUCUCAGUGAUUCCAUUGGUUACUACGGUCAGACAUGACAAUUUUGAAGUCAAUCAAACGGUUUCUUUGCCUACGUCUACAGAAUCAGAUAGUGCUACGGAAUUCUUUCCUACCGAGUUGACUGACUCUUCAACAUUCGAAACAACGUCUAAAAAUGAUAGUGACAAUUCUACAAAGAAACAUUUAAAAACUGAAACUGAUAAGAAUGUUAAUAAAAAUGGAGAUACAUCAACAGAAAUGCCGAUCACAACAUCAACGAAAGAAGUGUUAACAACAAAUUCCAGCCGUAAGAUAGAAAUCGAAACGGACAGUCCAGAAUUAGAUGUGGACUUGCCAAUAUUCACAGAUUUCGAUUCUAACGAAGAUAAAGAGGUGCCAGAAGAUUAUUAUGAUUCAAAAGACGCUGUGCCGACUACAGCGCCAAAGACUGAUGCUAUAUCAGUAUUGGUAGGUUUGGCCGGGAGUAUGGUUGAGAGUGUGGUGGAAAGCGUAGCUGAGAGGGUGGUCCCUAAAGGGAUAUUCGAUUUGUUUAAGAGGAUGCAGCGGCAGAGCGAAGCUUUGGAAGCGGAGAGGUUGAGGAGCCGGGAAGAGAAUGGAGGUUUGGGGCAAUUCACUCGCGGCAUCCUGAAGACAAUAUCGUCGGGCCUCAGCAAGCCACUCACCCAGCUCAUGACCGGCAUCAGGGAUAUUGGCUCCCUGGACAGCGACAAAGGCUUCGUGGGUAGUCUGGCGUCUGGAGUCAGCAGCGUAGCAAAUGUCGCCACGUCUGUGGUGGACGCGUUCAAGGACAGGGUUCAGGCUAUUUACCCAGGUACGGUGUGGUGCGGAGACGGCCACUCAGCUUCGGCCAGGUCAUCAGACCUUGGAUUAUUCUUCUUCACAGACACCUGCUGUAGACAACAUGACGCCUGCAAGCUUUACAUCAGAGCUGGGGAGACAAAGUAUGGGUUGACUAACACUGGACUCUUUACUAGGUCUCACUGUAGUUGUGACGCGAGAUUCCGCGAGUGCCUCCGUAGGACCAACUCAUUGGUCUCUGCACAGAUUGGGCUGACAUACUUCAAUGUCCUGGGGCCACAAUGCUUCAGACGAGCUCAUCCUAUAGUCAAAUGUGUGAGGAGAACUAGAAUAACUGGUCAGAAGUGUGAGGAAUAUGAACUGGAUUACACGAAACCUAAAAUGUGGCAGUGGUUUGACAACGAGACAUUUUGAAGUGAGAUGUGCCGUGUGGUGCUCGGUACUUAAGAAUAGGACAUCUCAUUCCCAUUGAUGUCGUUAGAGACGACUAAUUACGCUAAUAAACUUGAGAUUCUUCUUUUGGGCGGUGGGCUAGCAACCUGUCACUAUUUGAAUCUCGAUUCCAUCAUUGAGCCAUACAGCUGAACGUGGCCUUUCAGUCUUUUCGAGACUCUUGGCUUUGUCCACCCCGGAAGGAGUA